Messenger RNA from Homalodisca vitripennis (glassy-winged sharpshooter), 1221 nucleotides. RefSeq lists its product as uncharacterized. NCBI's taxonomy places the organism in Eukaryota, Metazoa, Arthropoda, Insecta, Hemiptera, Cicadellidae. The transcript is spliced from 3 exons. The coding region runs from base 1 to 1221 and encodes 406 amino acids. The record is from RefSeq and is a predicted model, not a curated record.
AUGGCUGUGUUUACCACGGAUACCGCGACACCUGAAAGCUACUUAUUCAACUUAGCUUCUACUCACAACCUUUUCCAAAUCAACAAGAUCUGCAAUCGCAGAGGUGUCUACCUGGACCUCAUAUUUUCCUCUACCCCUGCGACUGUAGUUAUCCGCGCUGACGACCUUCUUGUUGCCGAAGAAACUCAUCACCCCGCGCUCUCCUGCUCAAUCCUGCUGCAGAAAUCCUCAGCUUCGAGUAACGUCAGGAUUGUACCAGACUUUAUAAAAUGCAACUUGGACCCUAUAUUUCUUACUCUGCAGAGUGUUAACCAUCCUUCUCCUUCCUCUAUACCUGAUCGGAAGAAGACCGCCCAUCGACUGCUUAAAACCUCAGGGAAUCUUCAUCAUUGUGAACGCUUUCGCAAUUUGAGAAGCCAGUGCAAAGCUUUGGCCACCAAGUGUCAUCGAGACUAUCUAAACAGAAUUGAAGACAGUAUUCCUCAUAACAUAAAAUCCUUUUGGUCUCACGUCAACAGACUUAAGAGCAGCCCCUCCCCUGCUGCCAAACUAUCAUUUGACGGAGGAGAGGCUGAGAGUUCUGCUGGAAAGUGUGAAUUGUUCUCAAACAAUUUUUCCUCUGUUUUCACGAAGAACGAAGUUCCCUCACCAAUCUUCGACUUUAGCUGGAACUUCUCCAUCACAAAAUGUGUCAUCACUGCCUCGGACGUUCAACUCAAACUUGCUUCGCUUGACCCUAAUAAGGGAGCUGGUCCUGAUGCUAUUCCUCCAUACGUUCUGAAAUACUGUGCCCCUGUUUUGGCUCCUCAUCUGGCUAUCUGGUUUUCCUCCCUGCUCUCACUUGGAAUCUUCCCAUCGGCCCUCAAGCGUGGCUUUGUCGUUCCCAUUUUCAAAUCUGGCGAUUGCUCAAACGUCAAAAACUAUCUGCCCAUUAUCAUUCUCUCUGCUGUUACCAAGGUGUACGAGAGCAUUGUUCUGGACUACCUUUAUUUUCAUCUCCGGAAAUGUAUCUCUUCCUCUCAAAAUGGCUUCCUGCGCUCACUUUCAACAGUAAAUAACCUUAUGGAAUUUCAAGAAUACGUCAUGGCUGCUUCUGGCAAUGCUCACCAAGUUGACUGCGUCUACCUUGAUCUCUCCAAGGCUUUCGACAAGGUUAAUCACAACAUUCGUGUAGCCAAGCUUGCCGGAUAUGGUGUGGGGGCCCCCUGCUUGAGUGGUUAA